AUGGACCAGAUAAUGGGUAAUUUACCCGCCACGAAUUUCGUAGGAGCGAGCAACGUGCUGCAGGAGCUGAACGCAGCGUUUCACCACAGCGAGGAUCAGCUGAGAGGGUACGCGGCUCAGAGAGGCGUCGAGUGGUAUUUCAUACCGCCGAGGUCACCACACUUCGGAGGACUGUGGGAGGCAGCCGUCAAGUUCGCCAAACAUCGAUUGCUGAGAGGGGUCGGCAACGCCAAGCUAACGGCCGACGAGUUGAGCACCCACCUGGUCGAGGUAGAGGCGCUGCUCAAUUCUCGACCAAUCGCAUCGCCUGGCAACGAUCCCAACGAUGGAGAGGCGCUGACACCAGGACACCUGCUGAUCGGUCAGGCUCUUCUUUCGCUGCCGCAAGAGUCCGACACAGGCGUAACCUCCAGCAAGGGCGGAUGCGAGUACUUGAGGCGGUGGCGAAUGCUGUCCGCUCUCAAGCAGCAGUUUUGGGACGGUUGGUCCAAGGACUACCUCGUCAGCCUGCAGCAGCGCAAUAGGUGGAGCACCGGAUGCAGCGAUUUGGAGGUCGGACGCUUGGUGCUCGUACACGAGGACAACUCGCCCCCACAACGGUGGCUCACAGGGCGCGUGGUGGCAACAACAGUCGGCGCGGACGGUAAAGUGCGUGUAGCACACAUCCAGACGUCAGGAGGCGUCAUCAAGCGCGCCAUCCAGAAGUUGGCAUUGCUGCCGAUAAACAUCGCUCCUAACGAGGAGGUUAAAGCGCCGGAGGCCUUCAACGGGGCCGAAAUGUUGGAGCACUAG
Messenger RNA from Drosophila kikkawai, 792 nucleotides. RefSeq lists its product as uncharacterized. The record is from RefSeq and is a predicted model, not a curated record. Lineage: Eukaryota; Metazoa; Arthropoda; Insecta; Diptera; Drosophilidae. Gene Ontology annotation, molecular function: nucleic acid binding.